AUGACAUCUAUAUUAGAUGUCAACAAUGCUUUUUUACAUGGGGAUCUCCAUGAGGAUGUCUACAUGCAACUUCCUCCUGAUGAUAUCGUUCUCACUAGCAAUGAUUUCCAAAAAAUACAAUUUGUUAAGUCUUUUCUCCCUUCCCAAUUUCGAAUCAAAGACUUGGGCUCUCUCAAAUAUUUUCUUGGGCUUGCAGUUGCUCAAUCAUCAAAGGGUAUUUCUCAUCCUCCUCCCCCUCUCCAGUUGUCUGCUUUCAGUGAGAGUAAUUGGAUUGCCUUCCCCGAUUACAAAAAAUCCACCACUAGUUUGCUCGUCUUCGUUGGGUCUUCACUUAUCUCAUGGAAAUCCAAAAAGCAAACGGUUAUUUCUCAUUCUUCUUCAAAAGCGGAAUACCGCACUUUGGCACACACUAUUUGA
Molecule: messenger RNA, 417 nt
Organism: Cicer arietinum (chickpea)
Lineage: Eukaryota; Viridiplantae; Streptophyta; Magnoliopsida; Fabales; Fabaceae
Source: RefSeq, a predicted model, not a curated record